AUGGGUGGCUGUGGUACCAUGGAUUCUCGCAGGGCAUGCUGGGAGCUGGAGUUUGGUAUAGCACUAUUGGGAGCUGCCAGGGGAGAUGCAGAGCCCUAUAGUGGACUUCUACCACACCUUGGAGUGAUUCUAGGAAAUACUGAUGGGCCACGUGGAGCACUCCCAGGAGCUGAAUUAAAGGAGUUAUCGCACUCCAUUCGACGAGCCAGAAUCAAAUGGGAGAAGACGAAGCUCAUCAGGAGGAACGGAUAUGAAAUCAGUAAUUCUUGCUCUUCUCCAUUCUCCAGGAGUCUGAUGCUAAUGAGCAUCCUAAACAAGUGUUUUGGCAACCUGAACUGGUUCAGCUCUAUAAUGAAAGAUGAGGAUGAAAUUGCAGUUAUGGUGACUGAGACGUACCCAGAAUCACCUUUUUUCUGGGCUAUCCAAUUGUCUGAGGUGUCGCACAACAAAAUGGUGACUCUAUUCACAGCGAUUGCCAAGGCAGAAAAGAACCAACCUUAUCUUGGUAAAGAUGAUGUUCACCGGGGUAAAAAGUGUCUUGCUGAGUUUUUGUGUACACCACAAGAUGCAGGUGCUUGGAACAGAGCCUGUAUUUUAGAAGUGGUCAGCUUCUUUGCACUGGUCUUUUUUGUGGAUUUUGGGAGUACUGCUUUUAUUCCCAUCUACUCGCUGAAGUUUCUGAGUGAAGAAGAGUUCUGGCAAAUUCCACCCCUGGCACAACCCUUCAUGUUAGAAGAAGAUGUGUUCUGCAAGGAAAGGCUUGUCAAAACAGUUCUUCGGGGUAAAAUUGUUGGCUCACACAUGUGUGAGCACCACAUCCAUCGGUUUGUCCCAUGCUCCUAGGCAGCUAGAUUUCUUGUGCGUGAUCUCCAGGAGAGAUUGUGAGGAAAUUCUGCUCAUGAUGCUGUUUUUUGAGUUCAGUUACUUUAUAGUCACAAAGUGAAAAUUUUCUUUUGGCUGGAUGUUACCAGUUCAAGUUUCAAUUAUUUACCAAAGAUUCAGCAAAUUACUGUGUUAUUACAAGUUAUUAAAAGUAUCAUGUUUAAGAUGCAAUGUUUAAUGAGCAACAUCCAGAUAUUUAGUUGCCAAUACUGACCCACUUCAACAGAUUUUGUGAUUGUUUUUCUUGGAUGUCACCUUUAUUUAUUUAGAAGUUCUGGAGAAGUUAUCCAUUCUUUUUGCUAUGACUGUUUUGUUGUUAACAAAAAUGUUACAAAUUGCUGAAAUAAAUAUUCAUGUU
Molecule: messenger RNA, 1240 nt
Organism: Polypterus senegalus (gray bichir)
Lineage: Eukaryota; Metazoa; Chordata; Cladistia; Polypteriformes; Polypteridae
Product: tudor domain-containing protein 10-like
Exons: 6
Coding region: 1-843 (280 amino acids)
Source: RefSeq, a predicted model, not a curated record